Messenger RNA from Alternaria rosae, 1989 nucleotides. RefSeq names its product F-box domain-containing protein. Gene Ontology annotation, biological process: protein polyubiquitination. The transcript is spliced from 2 exons. Gene Ontology annotation, molecular function: protein binding. The record is from RefSeq and is a predicted model, not a curated record. The coding region runs from base 1 to 1989 and encodes 662 amino acids. NCBI's taxonomy places the organism in Eukaryota, Fungi, Ascomycota, Dothideomycetes, Pleosporales, Pleosporaceae.
AUGAUACAUCUCCCCGACGAGCUGAUCCUCCACAUCAUCUCUUACCUCGAACCCUCGGAGCUCGUCGCCCUCCAACACGUGUCGCGCCGCUUCCUCAACCUCUCGCGCGACAACAACCUCUGGAAAUCGCUAUGCUUCACCCACUCGGCCGCUGAGCGCCGUCGCCGCCGCCUCGAAAUCACCACCGACAUCGACCCCCGCCUCGCCGAGCUGAUACGCGCCGCCGAUACUCUUGCCAACACCUUCGAUACCUCUGUACACGAUGAGAGCGCACCGAGUGCCGAGUCACAGCAGGAGCGCAAUCAGGAGAAGCGGAGACAGGCCCUGAUUGCGAAUUGGGAUCCUAGCUAUCCUGAUGAGAAGGUGAAUUGGUACCAGGACUUCAUACAACGCCACGCCGAGCAGAAGAUCAGCUGGUUCCAGGACGCUGGGACUGAGGAGAGAGACGAGGGUGCCGUAAGGAGGGAGGCUACCGGUGCAGGUAUCCUAUUCGACGACAAUGGCUUAGCAGACAAGCUCAUCGCUCCCCUCGACGAUGGCAGCAUCAGCAUCUGGGACGCCUCGGCCAGCAGCGACCGACAGGGCAAGAUGAUAGCGAAGAGCGACAUUGGGCUGCUGCCAGGCAGAGGUUCCGAUCUCGACUACGACACGCGCCUCACACAAAGCCAAGCCAUAAUGACAGAGACAGGUGCCGUCGAAUGCGUGAGCAUCGACAGCAAACUCCACAAAGGCUUCUUCGCCGUCAAGAACGCCCUUAACGAAGUCGAUCUCAACACCCUUCAAGUCGUCUCACGGACGCCCUAUCCCUUCCCCAUCACCGCGCUUUCGGAGGCGCACCACCGCACCCCCCUCACAGUCGGCACAAACUGGACGCUGCACCUCCACGACUCGCGAAAGCCUCCCGCACCGCCUUCCUCUGUACGCUGCGAGCUCAUCGGCGGCCCAACAGACAGCGACUUCUCGCGCCUCGAUACCGGUGACUUCGACGGCCAUGUCUCGCUCUCCCAACCCGGUGCGCUGUCCAUACUCCAUUUACCUACAACGCGCGAUUGGGAUGGCAAUGGCGAUAUCUGGGUUGCGGGAAGGUUCACCAGCAUGUUGAACUUUGAUCGGAGGUCUUUCCCGAGACUACGCGGUACUGUGCACUCUGGUGCGAGGCUGUCUUGUAUCACAGCUAUACCGCAUCCUUUCGUACCGCAAGACCUGAGGCUGGGCAGACCGUAUAGCAGUCCAGGGCUAUUGCGUGACGCGAAGUCCACCUCGGGAUACACGUUGAUCGCAGCUGGUGAAUACAAAGGCAAAGGCUCGCUGGAGUUGUACGGCCUAUCCAACGAACUUUCCCGCUCUAUCAACUCGAGCGAUAGCCGUACGACACGGAACCAAAAAGCGUACUACCAGAAUCGACAAACAGCGAGUAGUUCGAAGUUAUUGGCUGUGGCGCCGCAGGGUACACGACUCGUUUUCUCAGAGGGCGAUGGGAAUCUGAAGUGGGUUGAGCGAGACGGCUCGACGCCAGUCCGCCAAUUCAACAUCAACGACUUUCAACGGUCAAAGGACGGCUCCACGAGUGCGAACACGUCGGCUACGACUCAACACCACCACCACAGCAACCUCGUAAACGCAACACCAGACUCGGAAGCAGGAUGGGGCGACAUCGUACAGAAGAUCCUACCCACGACAAACCCCUCCCUCCUCACACCUUACACACCUUCUUCUUCUUCUUCUUCAUCCACAGAAGCCCUCGGUCUAAAUAACCUUGUUCUAUGGACGGGCGAUGGCAAGUUGGGUCUUUUGGGCUUUGGUAAGGAACCGCCGAUGGCGAGGGAUGUUUUUGAAGAUGCACUGGAGAGGCAGGGUGAUGGGCAGGGGGUUGGUAGCGGUGAGGAGGGAGGGGAGAAGAUGAGGGAGAGACAGUAUGGGGUGGAGAUGAGGAGGGCGUUGGAACAUCAGGCUAGGGAGUUGAGGUGGUUGAGGGGGUAUGGACUGUGA